Strongylocentrotus purpuratus (purple sea urchin) is the source of this 4917-nucleotide messenger RNA. RefSeq names its product toll-like receptor 3. The transcript has a single exon. Bases 643 to 3315 code for a protein of 890 amino acids. Gene Ontology annotation, molecular function: transmembrane signaling receptor activity; protein binding. NCBI's taxonomy places the organism in Eukaryota, Metazoa, Echinodermata, Echinoidea, Camarodonta, Strongylocentrotidae. Gene Ontology annotation, biological process: immune response; toll-like receptor signaling pathway. The record is from RefSeq and is a predicted model, not a curated record. Gene Ontology annotation, cellular component: membrane.
UCUUGUAAGACAUAGACAUAGGUUAAUUGGCAUCACAUUACAAUUUACAUGUCUUCGUUUUGGUUUUUGUUGGGUUCGAAGUCCCAUGCAUUCUUGAUACAAUAAGUAUCAAGUAUGACCAAUCCACCCCCCCCCCCCCCUGUUGAUGGUGCCCCCCAAAAUUUCUGGACCCAUACUACGCCGUCGCAUUUUACUGAAACAAAAACUGUGUCAAUAAAUGCAAUUUGAGACGAUUGGGGAAGGAGGAAGGGAAUCUUGAAAGAUUAGAAAUAAUGUUUUCUCUUAAUCAAAAACUGAAAAUCAAACAUCUUAUAAGACAUAACAAAAGUUUUAUUGGCAUCACAUGUCAAUCUUCAUGUUUUAGUAUUGGUUUCGGUUUGGUUCAAAGUCCCUUUGAACUUUGAUACAAUUAAAAAGCCCACACAAAGAAGGCGGAAGGAAGCUAAGAUGGUAACAAAGUUCAUAUUUCAACCAGCAACAAAAAAGCAGAAAGACAAGGAUAUAUCUAUUCAUUUACAUUAUAUUUCAUUACAUCACUUGUUCAUAUCCAUUGAACACUUCAUUCUUAGGGGCUGUGAUGGCUUAAUUUAGCUCGGCAAAAUAAAAGUUCGUAAUCACUUCAUCUGCAGACGUUAACAGGACAUGAUGGCGUUGAAAGAAUGCUCCGUUCUUUCCUCUUUGACCAUGUUGGUGGUAUAUUUUCUUCUCGUAUUCCCAUGUCUAAUAACAAUUCACGGAGAUGCAUUGCCGACCUCAAAGCUGACUGUGGAGAGUUCUAUUCAAGUAUGCUCCCAGGACCCUAAGCUGAAGGAAGCUUGGUGCGACAACAGAAGACUUACUUCAAUUCCUCAAGACCUUGCUGAGGAUAUCGAGCUACUCUCCAUGCAUAACAACAAUGUCAAAGCCCUUUUAAACUCCUCGUUUGUAAGAUACCCUCUCAUCACAACCCUAGAUCUUCGUUUCAACGACAUCAGGGCCUUGGAUCACACAGCUUUCUACCCUCUCAGGGAUCUGAGGAAUCUAUUGAUGUCUUUCAACCCACAUCUUGUGCUGCCGGAUACGGGGUUACUCCGUUGGGCGAGUAAGCUGUCCAUUCUGGAUUUGUCCAAUUCAAACAUGAUAUCGCUUCCUAAUGAUACUCUCAGGUGGAGCCCAAAGCUGGAGGAAUUAAAGUUGUCACAUAACCAGUUUGCUUUCAUCAACAUCAGUUCGUGUGGCACGGUCAAGAACGUUCACUUGGAGGGGAAUCAGCUGGCACACCUCAGCGCAGAAUCUUUCAAUUUAGUGUGCGAUAUUGAUGUUUUGGUACUGGUAGAAAACCCAAUCAAAUCAGUAGAUCCUAAUGUGAUUGCGUCACUAAAUGUCCGUGAUUUACUGAUCGGAGACUCCCCUCUACCUUUGAAAGUCUUCAGAAACCUAUUUAUGGGGAUCUCACGUUCUGAAAUAGAAUUUUUGUCAAUUACAGGGUCCAAUUUGACUGCGAUUCCAGUAGAUUUCUUCGACUCCUUUUGCAAUUGUCCUCUGUCUUUUCUCGACCUUCAGACGGUUGGUCUGAAGGCUCUCUCUCCGUACCUCUUCUCAAAUUUAACCCAACUCGACAAACUUUCUCUCAGCUCCAACAAUAUAGUUACGAUCGAGCCGGAUUUCUUUGAAGGAAUGCAAGAUUUAAGAAGCCUGGAGCUGGAGUUCAACAACAUACAACACAUUAAUCCAUACAAUCAAACAUGGAAUAUAAAAGUACAAGAGCUGCAAUUGUAUAACAAUUUGCUUAUAGAAAUUUCACAAUCUGCCUUUCUAGGGUUGAAAUAUUUAACCCUCUUGGAUUUGAGUAGGAACAAAGGCCUCACUUUCUUAGAAUUCACAGCGUUCACCGGACUUGAUAGCAUUCAAAAGAUAUUUUUAUCUGAAUGUAAUAUACACCAUUUGCUAUUGGAAACCCCAUCGUUAACAUCACUUUUACUGAACAAUAUUAUAGAAGGAGAUCAUGGGUGGGACCCCAAGGAAUCCGUCAAACAUUUACGUUCUCUUAUAUAUUUAAACCUUGAUGCGACGGAUCUUGGUGUGUACGAUUUGUGGUUUAUGAACGUUUCUCUCUUCGAUGGGAUGGAUAACCUAACGACUUUGUACCUGAGUAAAAAUACCAGAUUCUCGUGGAAUUUAGCAGGUUUGCUACCUGCUUCGUUCCAGAACUUCAAGAAUUUGCAAAGCCUUAAUUUAGACGAUUGUGAUAUUUCAAUCAUUCAUUCACAUCUCUUUCACGACCUGGUGUCCCUUCGUAUGCUGAGUUUAUCAGGAAACAGGAUUCAGCUACUUCGUUAUGAUAUGCUGACAGAGUUAAGGCAACUAACACGCAUAGACCUUGAUAGAAACCUUCUAUCUUACCUUGAUGAGACAAUAUUUUCGAACAAUCUACGGCUUAAAUAUCUUUCAUUAGCAGACAACAAACUGACCCGUCUCAACCAAUCUACUUUCAAACCGAUUGAGAAUUCCCUGUCAUCUCUAGACUUAUCAAGGAAUCCUAUUUUCUGUAAUUGUGAUCUAAAAUGGCUUCUCGAUUGGCAAAAGAGAUCACCGAACCUCACCAUGCAGCACACAACAAUUACUAUUUGUUCGUCAGCAUCUCUUGCUCCUCUUCGCGAAAAGCCUCUCCGGGAUUUUGAUCCAAGUAAUCUCUGUAGGCUCAGCAGUACCAUUCCAUGUUUUAUUUCUCUCGCAGUCAUUUGCAUGGUUGUCAUUGCAGUGCUUGUGCAUCAUCAUCGAUGGCAUUUGAGGUAUAAACUCUUUCUCUUGAAACUGGCAUUAGUUGGCUAUAAAGAAGUCCGAGACGCUCGCAAUCACAAUGACUACGAAUUCGACGUAAAUGUCAUUUGCUAUGACGAUGAUGAAGAAUGGAUUCGUGACCAUCUUCGUCCGGCUCUUGAAGAAAAGCUUCCACAGUUUCAGAGGAAUGUUUUUGGUGAUGAAGACGUCGUGCCGGGAAUGCAUUAUCUAGAUGCAGUUUAUCACGCGGUGACUCGGAGUUACAAGACACUCAUUGUGCUUAGCAGAGCCGCUGUACGCGAUCGCUGGUUCAUGCUCAAACUGCGCAUCGCCAUGGACCACGUGAGUGAUACUCGAACCGAGUUCGUUGUUGUGGUCUUCCUCGAAGACAUCCCUGAUGAUGAGAUACCUUUCAUGGCGAGAUUGUAUCUCAACGACGGCAGACCCUAUCUCUACUGGACUGAUGAUGUAAGAGGACAAGAGUAUUUCUGGAAUAAAUUGGCAAAGAAUCUGACUAUCAAUCUAAAGACUGAUGACUUGAUCCCAAACGAGUAGAUAUGUUUCGAAAAUAACUGUUGACCUUAAGCCAUGUCAUGUUAAACAUAUCCAACGUGGGGAUGAACCAUUGGUGUACCUCCCUACUGCGAAUGGAGGCCUAGUAUUUAACAAAAUCAACAUAACUUAAAGUGAGUCUACGGCUGCCCAGAAUUUUGAAUUUCUAGUUUUGGCAUAAAAACUUCGAUUUUUUGCUUCAGAGGUUUUAUUUCAGAAUAUAACAAAGUAUAUUUAUGGCAAAAAAAAGUAUGCUGACAGAGUUGACUGGUUACCAACGAAAAUAAAUAACAAUAACUAUCUAGUAUUAGGAUUUCGCGUCAUUCUUUUAUUUUAUUGAAUCGUUGUUCAGGCCUAAUAUGUUUUUAUUUGAAUACAAUAUUACUCAAGCUGAACAAGAGUUAAAGUGUGUACUAAUAAUGUAAAGUGUAUGAUUUAAGUAACUCUACAUUAUGAUUAUAUCAAACCAUUUUCCAACAUUGUAUCAGAGCCUGUGUAAACUAAUCAUAACUCGUUAAUAUAAGUUUGUAAUAGUAACGUAAAUAUGUAUUAUUGGACUGUUUAUAAUCUUGUUGCAAACAUACAUGUAUGCUUAUCCUGAUAAUGAUCACUGCAACAAUACUUUUGAACGGCAACUUUCUGUAUAAUUAUCAAGUAUAUACUCUUUACAAACGUGACGUUAAGGUUUGGUCCCCACACGUAAACAUAUCUAAUUGAUACACGUCUGUAAAAACACAAUUACAUACACACACUCUAUACAAACUGUUAAAACAAGCAUGAGUAUAUUUAGAAACAUUAUUUUGCAUUGUCAGUGUAAAGUGCCUUUGUAUAUAUUGUAUUUAUCAAUAAUUUCUUAUAACAUUCAGUAAUACCUAAUUUCUUUAGGUCUUAUAUUUCAAUCAUUUUAUUGAAUCAAAUAAUCAGUAAAGUAAACAAUUACAUUGUCUGGUCACACCAAUUAGCUGUAUAUUGUUUCUUUAUCUUCUUUGAUAUAUACAUAUAUUUUCUUUUUCAUAAUUUCUUUAUCAUGUUCAUGCGUUUUUGCCACUUAGCUGGUUCGCGAGCUCCUAUGAUUUUAUACUGUUUGCCUGUAAUAAUUUGAUUUAAUUAUUUUGGUAAGGGUUUGUUAAACCAGUGACAGGUUCAACAAUGUUUAGACGGCAGUUGAUUUAUCUGUAAAUUAUAUCUUAUGAAAGGCGUUUUCAAAAGGCAAUAUUUUCGUUAUUUUCGAUAGUUUCUUUCUGGGCACCAUAAUGGUAGUUUUAAAAGCAGUUGUUAUUUUUUUUCUUCAAAUAACUAUUUUAUACUCUAUUUUUCUCAAACAAUAUGCACAUCUUUUUUAAGCAUUCGUGUGAUAUUAUUAUCAAAAAUGAAUUAUUUUGCUUGAUUUUAUUCUAUUUUAUUUAUUCAUUAAUCAUCAACUAUUAAUUCAAUGUAGAUCAUUAUGGUCCAAACACAAAUAUUAUAAAUACAAGCAGUUUUUCAACGAUACUAGCAAAAAUAGUUAACAUGAUACUACAGUAAUAGGCGGAAGAUUUCCUUGUUAAUGGUCAGAAAGCUUUAUUAUUCCAUUGUUUAUAGGGGUUGUGAAACCGAUCCCUCUAU